AUGACACACGAUUCUGGUUCUUUAGCUGGCGGUGAAUUUAUCAGUGUCGCAAAUUUUAUAACGAAAUUGUGUGUAAGAAAAAAACGUAAAAAAAGAUCGUUAGAGCCUGCGAUGAUAGAAAAUGAAUGCAUUAACAAACCUGAAGAAUUUGAAAAUGUAGAUGCUUAUGAUUAUGAUUCUUACGAUGGGACAGGUCUUUUGUUACCAGAAGGCGAACGCAAUCCUGAUUAUACUAAUGGGACAAUUACACAAAUGUCAUUGACAUUGGCACCUCUUUUGUUGCCAUAUGAUGACUUUGAAAGACCAAUUUAUUACUCUCCAAAUUCAACUCGAUCCACAAAUGAUGUAAUAGAUCAAUCUAAGCAUUUACAUCACCAAUAUGGUACUACAAGACCUACGAAGUAUCGAGAUGUGGUUAAUUCUCUAAAGUUGGAUAGUAGUAAUAUGAGACCCUUGCGACAAUUUAGACGAAGUAGAACAAUGCCAAUAAGUGAUGAUUUACCUAUUUUCAUACUUUAUGCGUUUAUUACUGGUACCUCAUUAUCUAUAUUUUUCAUUCUUACUACGAGCGAUGAUCAACCCCAAACUAACGAAGUUGUUGAUGUGUUACAG
Molecule: messenger RNA, 612 nt
Organism: Scutellospora calospora
Lineage: Eukaryota; Fungi; Glomeromycota; Glomeromycetes; Diversisporales; Gigasporaceae
Source: the annotation of a GenBank genome assembly